This is a messenger RNA of Lytechinus variegatus (green sea urchin), 1208 nucleotides long. RefSeq names its product protein D3-like. Lineage: Eukaryota; Metazoa; Echinodermata; Echinoidea; Temnopleuroida; Toxopneustidae. The coding region runs from base 307 to 876 and encodes 189 amino acids. The transcript is spliced from 4 exons. The record is from RefSeq and is a predicted model, not a curated record.
CAUGGUAGCAGUACUUUUGAGGACAAGAUCAUCAUUUUAAACGUGCGUUUCAGUAAGAUAAACGUCGGAUUUGAAACUUCUUUCCAUUAUUUUUCAACCUCAGGAAAUAUAUAUUACAUGUACGUGGACAUCACUCGUUGACCGCUGUCUGAACCCAAUUCAAUAUAAACUUCUAUAUAUGGAGUCUUACUCGAGUUGGUGAAUAUACAUGAAUAUAGUGUGAUUGUGUGCCGAGGAGCCACUAGUCGACUGUCCAGGGACUUCUGCGGGAUCUCUUGUGAAAGUAUUUUCAUUAGCUAAUCACAAAUGGCCUCGCCAAAGUGGGCUGAGUCAGGUCUUAUACCGGAUGUGAUUGACGUGGCCCCGCCCCUCAGAGCCGAGGUCGUCUACUCAUCAGGUGUGUCAUGUGACUUUGGGAACGAGCUUACACCAACUCAGGUAAAGGACAUGCCUCAUAUCACCUUCCCAUCUGAAGAGGGCGCCCUGUACACUAUCAUUAUGAUAGACUGGGAUGCACCAGAGGCGGUGAGAGCGAUACACCAUUUUAUGAUGGCAGACGUAUCACACGGGGACUCUAAGACUGGCACUGUUCGUUCUGAGUACAUCGGCUCGGGUGCUCCCGAAGGAACAGGCUUGCAUCGAUAUUGCUUCUUUGUCUUCAAACAACCGCCAGGAUUUAAACCUGACGGGCCAUAUCUUCCAAGAAGUCGAGAGAGAAGGAAAAAGUUCUGCUUGAAGCGGUAUGCUGCUGAGAAUAACCUAGGUGACCCGGUGGCAGGGAACUUCUUCCAAGCUCAGUACGAUGACUAUGUCCCCACGCAGACGGCUGAGUUGAAUGCGGCAACAAAAACUAAGAAUUUAGAUUUUCAUCAAUAGCGAUUUAGGUAAUUCUAUUGGAGCGGCAUUCCAGGUUGGGGGCGGGGUACCACCCCUAAUCUUUCAAGUAGUAAGUAAGAAAAAGAGGAUAAAACAAAAAUAUGGUAGAAGAAAAUGGAAAAAUGAAGGAGAGGUAUCAAACUGAGAAGUCGAUGGAUGGAAACAAAACAAAAAGGUGCAUAAAGGGACAUUGUACCUAGUAGCGCCUUUAUCCCUCUACGGUCCCUAAUACGAUCCCUUUAAGAUCAAGCUACGAUCCCUGAAGAAAUAGUACGGUGACCGUAAAUAAAGUAAAUGCAAAAAAUCUUAAACACCUACAAUGACUUAAUUUU